This is a messenger RNA of Stegodyphus dumicola, 411 nucleotides long. RefSeq lists its product as uncharacterized. NCBI's taxonomy places the organism in Eukaryota, Metazoa, Arthropoda, Arachnida, Araneae, Eresidae. The record is from RefSeq and is a predicted model, not a curated record.
AUGAUUGAAAUAGAACAGACUUAUAGAGAAGAAUUGAUUAAAAUUGAAAAAGAUGAAACUGUGAUAAAUAAUGAGUUUGAUGAGUCAGAAUGCUAUAUUGAUAAGUGGAGAAUGGUAGAAAGCAAAUUAGUUUCGCUUCUAGCUGAAAAGGAAAACGGUUCUGUUGUUAAUGAAAGCUUAACUCAAAAUGCUACUAUUCGUUAUCCUAAGCUUAAACUUCCGAUUUUUGAUGGGAAUAUUAAAAGCUGGUUAGGAUUUUGGGGCCAGUUUAAAAAGAUCGAUAAUGAUCCCAAUUUAGAUGAUCAUGAUAAAUUUGCAUAUUUAUUGCAGUCUAUGGAAAAAGGGUCAUCUGCUGAAGAGUUAAUCAAAAGCUUUCCGCCCGGUGGCGAAAGUUAUAUAGUAAAGCUUUAG